Molecule: messenger RNA, 3080 nt
Organism: Molossus molossus (Pallas's mastiff bat)
Lineage: Eukaryota; Metazoa; Chordata; Mammalia; Chiroptera; Molossidae
Gene: MYORG
Product: myogenesis regulating glycosidase (putative)
Exons: 2
Coding region: 209-2353 (714 amino acids)
Biological process (GO): carbohydrate metabolic process; skeletal muscle fiber development
Molecular function (GO): hydrolase activity, hydrolyzing O-glycosyl compounds
Source: RefSeq, a predicted model, not a curated record
CAUGAUGGAAGUCUGAUCCAGCCUCUUGACCACAAAGCUCCUUUUCUCUUCUGCAUUCAGACAGCCUGUCAGACCAUUAUCUCCCAUCUCCUAAAGCUUAGGUUGUGGAGGAUUAAGUUGGCUUUUUGGAUUCAGACUCUGGCAGGCCAGGCUCAGAUGAUCUUUGUCAGGUGUCCCCACUGCCGGUUCCUUCCUUAACUGAGGGCUGAUGCCCCAAAAUCCUCCGGAGAAGAGCCAGGCCUACCCCCGCCAACGCCCUGGGCGCGACACAGGCUGUAAGAUCCCCGAGGCUGCCUCAGCCACAGCCAUGUACACCUUCCUGCCUGACAACUUCUCACCUGUCAAGCCCAAGCCAUCAAAAGAGGUGAAGCCGCUGCUGGGCUCAGCAAUGCUGGGGUUGCUGCUGGUGUUGGCCGCAGUGGUUGCCUGGUGCUACUACAGCGCCUCUCUACGCAAGGCAGAACGGCUGCGGGCAGAGCUGCUGGACCUCAACCUUGGAGGUUUCUCCAUCCGUAACCAGAAGGGUGAGUUGGUCUUCAGCCUGGCCUUCCGCUCUGGUGCACUGGACCUCGACUCCUGCAGCCGCGAUGGUGCCCUGCUGGGCUGCUCUCGCACCGCAGAUGGGCGUCCUCUACACUUCUUCAUCCAGACUGUGCGACCCAAGGACACAGUCAUGUGCUACCGCGUGCGCUGGGAGGAGGCGGCGCCAGGGCGUGCAGUGGAGCAUGCCAUGUUUCUGGGAGACGAGGCGUCGCACUGGUAUGGCGGUGCUGAAAUGAGGACCCAGCAUUGGCCCAUCCGGCUGCAAGGCCAGCAGGAGCCGCAGCCCUUCGUCACCAGCGACGUCUAUUCCUCCGAUGCAGCAUUCGGAGGCAUCCUCGAGCGCUACUGGCUGUCAUCGCGCGCAGCUGCCAUCAAGGUCAACGACUCGGUGCCCUUCCACCUGGGCUGGAACAGUACAGAGCGCUCUCUGAGGCUACAGGCACGCUACAACAAUACGCCCUUCAAGCCAUCAGCCGGCCUUGCCGCUGCUCCAGAGCUCAGCUACCGCGUGUGUGUUGGCUCAGAUGUUACCUCCAUCCACAAGUACAUGGUACGGCGCUAUUUCAACAAGCCGUCGAGGGUACCAGCACCAGAGACCUUCCGAGACCCCAUCUGGUCCACGUGGGUGCUGUACGGGCGCGCGGUGGACCAGGACAAGGUGCAGCGUUUUGCCCAGCAGAUUCGACAGCACCACUUCAACAGCAGCCACCUGGAAAUCGAUGACAUGUACACACCUGCUUAUGGUGACUUCGAUUUCGACGAGGUCAAGUUCCCCAACGCCAGUGACAUGUUCCGCCGCCUGCGCGACGCUGGAUUUCAAGUCACCCUCUGGGUACACCCAUUUGUCAACUACAAUUCAUCAUCGUUUGGAGAGGGCGUGGAGCGAGAGCUGUUCGUGCGUGAACCCACCGGCCGGCUGCCAGCGCUAGUGCGCUGGUGGAAUGGCAUCGGAGCAGUGCUGGACUUUACGCGCCCCGAGGCCCGUGAUUGGUUCCAGGGGCACCUGCGGCAGUUGCGCUCGCGCUAUGAGGUGGCCUCCUUUAAGUUCGACGCGGGUGAGGUCAGUUACUUGCCGCAGGACUUUAGCACCUACAGGUCGCUGCCAGACCCCAACAUAUGGAGCCGGCGGUACACUGAGAUGGCGCUUCCCUUCUUCUCAUUGGCUGAGGUCCGCGUGGGCUACCAGUCACAGAACAUCUCAUGCUUCUUCCGGCUGGUGGACCGUGACUCUGUGUGGGGCUAUGACCUGGGGCUGCGCUCGCUCAUCCCCGCCGUGCUCACCGUCAGCAUGCUGGGCUACCCGUUCAUUCUGCCGGAUAUGGUGGGUGGCAACGUGGUGCCUGAGCGCACAGCGGGUGGCGGCAAUGUGCCAGAGCGCGAGCUCUAUGUGCGCUGGCUGGAGGUGGCCGCUUUCAUGCCCGCUAUGCAAUUUUCAGUCCCGCCCUGGCAAUACGACGCUGAAGUGGUGGCCAUCGCGCACAAGUUCGCAGCACUAAGGGCCUCGCUUGUGGCACCGCUAUUGCUUGAGCUGGCUGGUGAGGUCACUGACACUGGCGACCCCAUCGUGCGCCCCCUCUGGUGGAUCGCUCCGGGCGAUGAGACAGCCCACCGCAUCGACUCGCAGUUCCUCAUUGGGGACACACUGCUGGUGGCGCCAGUAUUGGAGCCAGGCAAGCAGGAACGUGAUGUCUACCUGCCCGCGGGCAAGUGGCGCAGCUAUAAGGGUGAGCUUUUUGACAAGACCCCAGUGCUGCUCACAGAUUAUCCCGUUGACCUGGACGAGGUAGCCUACUUCAUCUGGGCAUCCUGACCCAGCCCAGGACCCGGCAACCCCACAGCUCUAACCCCAAUCUUUAUGCAGGCCUUUUACCCUCAGUCACAACCACCCCCUAAAUCCCUAGGAAGUCCCUACCUCUGUACCACCCGCUAAGUGGGUGCUAACAUAAAUAUGCUCCACUCAACUCCUGUAGGGCCAGAAAAGGAGGCAUUGAAGCAACCUCCCACUCCUAUGCACAGUCCUAACAGCCCCCUUCCCUCCACACUCAACCCUGUCUGCAGAAACCUUUUCCCUGGGGUGGGGGUGAGUGAGCUCAGAGGGAAAAGGUCAGUUCCUGUUACACAUGGUUGGAUUUUAAAAGCACAAAGAGAAACCUCACUCUCCAUUCUGGCCUGAGUGGCCAUCUUGUCCUUCUGAAGUGGGGACUUGAUCCUCUUUCAGGUCCCAAAAUAGCCCCCUGCCACACUUAGAAAGGGUACAUUCUUGGAAUUGGAAGCCAGGCCUUAAGUUCUCAGUACUGGCCUGAACUAUGACUGACCUGGUUCCACCCCAGCUGGUGAGAAGAGACGGGGGUACUUGGUCAACUGACAAGGAGGCCAGAUGUCCCCUCCCAGAAGACAGAAGGACUUGGUUCAGCAUGGUGCCAUCAUCAUCGUCCCUCAUUUGUGAAGAAACUCCUAACACUACACUAACCCAUCUGUGUGCAAAAAUGCACUCAGCACUGCCUGAUGGGCAAAAACUUGCAAGACCAUUCAGUCUA